Molecule: messenger RNA, 733 nt
Organism: Chelonoidis abingdonii (Abingdon island giant tortoise)
Lineage: Eukaryota; Metazoa; Chordata; Testudines; Testudinidae
Source: RefSeq, a predicted model, not a curated record
UGCCUGCACCCCAGGAAUGGGAACCCCAGUAACCUGGCUGCUGCUUCUCCUGCACCUCACAGCUGGGACGUCUGCAGAACCGCACUAUGUGGUGGUGAGCCCAGCCGAGCUCUACCACCCGCACACGGGGACGGUGUCAGUUCAUCUCAGCGACCUCAACGAGACCGUCUGGGUGAGCGUCCGGUUGGAGAGGGGGGAUGGGCCCAGCGCUAUCACCCUGCUGGAGAGAGAGGUCCAGGAGCCCCGUCUGCACGAGAAUGUGCGCUUCCAGGUUCCAGCCCCGUCCGGGGGGCAGCAGGAAGUGGCAGAGCUGCACGUCUCGAUCCGGGGAGAUGCCCUGCAGUUCUCUGAGCGGAAGAAAGUGCUGCUGCGGGUGCUGCAGCCCAGGACCUUUGUGCAGAUGGACAAGGCAAUCUACAAGACGGGACAGACAGUGAAGUUUCGAAUCGUCAGUUUGGACAAAGACUUCGUUCCCAGUACCCAGAAGUUGCCCCUGGUGACCGUGCAGGAUCCCAGCGGGAACCGCAUUGCCCAGUGGCGAGAUGUGACUCCGCAGCAGGGCAUCGUGGAUCUGUCCCUCCCGCUGUCUGCAGAGCUGGCCCUGGGGACGUACGCCAUCGAGGCGCAGGGGACGAGGCACUCAUUCAGCGUGGAGGAAUACGGUGCGCAGCGGGACCCAGGGCAGCGACUGAGGCUGUGGCUCCGGCACGUGGGGCAGGAGGGGGAUUCCUGA